Messenger RNA from Acanthamoeba castellanii str. Neff, 810 nucleotides. RefSeq lists its product as uncharacterized. NCBI's taxonomy places the organism in Eukaryota, Discosea, Longamoebia, Acanthamoebidae. The record is from RefSeq and is a predicted model, not a curated record. The coding region runs from base 1 to 810 and encodes 269 amino acids. The transcript has 2 exons.
AUGAGCAAACACGGCUUUGGACACACCUACAACCACCACCUGCAAGCACUGUACCCCUCCUCCUCAAGCCAUAGCGGAGUGGAGGAGCAGCAACUCCGCCCACCUCGUCGCUGCUGCGGGGGCUGCAAGGCGCUGAAGAAAGAGCACAAGCGGCUGAAGCAAAGCCUGGAAGAACUAAGAGCGCAGGUGCACCGUCAAACCGAGAUCACCCAGGGGCUGGUGGCGCACCUUGACGAGAGAGCCCAGAACCAUUCUUCCCCAGUCGCACCUGAUGAAGAGGAGGGGCAACCGCUCCCUCUGUACAUCAACGAGUCCACGCUCGACACCUGCAUAGAUCAAGCUUUGCGCCACCUGUUCUCAACCUUCCAAGUGCGCUGCACGAUCAACCAGUUCACAGCCCUCCCUCCCGGUCACGAAGCGCAUCAGUCGCUCCCCCCAUCUGCCGACCCACUGUUCUACGUCGUCUUCCUCACCAGCGACCGCUUCGAGGAGCAGGUCAACCAAGCCAAGUUCGAACAGUUGCGCCAGGCGCAUCCAAAAGCGGUGAUAUUGGCGAUGAGGAAGGGCAAUAACCCGCUAUGCUUCAAGCAAGCCACGACCACCCUCUACAGCCCGGAGGACACCAGGUUACUCACGUUCUACUUCGGGCUGGAAAACCGCAUAGAGGACUGCGACUUUAACAGGCGCUCGGCCGAAGCUCUGCGGGGUCUGCUGCCGGCCUGGGCGCUCCCGCCCCCGCCCAAGAAGAGGCUAGAGCUUCACCUCCCUCCCUGGCUCUCUUCGCUCAUUCCGGGAGUCAAACACAACUAG